AGUCAAGAUGGGGGAGGCCAAGCAGUCGAGCAGCGCAGUGGGCGGGGCACAGACCCGGCCCAGGGCUCCGUGAUGUCAGCGGGUGCUGGCAGGGAGAGGGGGUCGGCUGUUUUUCUGGAGAGUUAGAGCUGAGUAAGACAAAGCACGUCCCCCGCAGGCGCCAUGGAACUGCUAUCCUGUGUCCUGCUGUGGAAACUGGUGCUUCUUCAGAGCUCUGCAGUCCUGUCCUCAGGGCCUUUAGGGACCGCCGCAGCCAGCAACUCUCUGGUGUCUGAGUCUGUGGUGAGCUUGGCAGCCGGAACCCAGGCUGUGCUACGCUGCCAGAGCCCCCGCAUGGUGUGGACCCAAGACCGGCUGCAUGAUCGCCAGCGCGUGGUCCACUGGGACCUCAGCGGUGGCCCGGACAGCCAACGGCGCCGACUUGUGGAUAUGUAUUCGGCGGGUGAACAGCGCGUGUACGAGCCGCGCGAUCGCGACCGCCUCCUGCUGUCGCCUUCUGCUUUCCACGACGGCAAUUUCUCGCUGCUCAUUCGCGCUGUGGAGAGAGGCGAUGAAGGGGUGUACACCUGCAAUCUGCACCAUCACUACUGCCACCUCGAUGAGAGCCUGGCUGUGCGCCUCGAGGUUACAGAUGAUCCCCUAUUAAGUCACGCAUACUGGGACGGUGAGAAGGAAGUGUUGGUGGUGGCCCAUGGCGCGCCUGCACUGAUGACCUGCGUGAACCGUGCGCACGUGUGGACUGACCGCCAUUUAGAGGAGGCGCAGCAGGUGGUCCAUUGGGACCGGCAGCUACCUGGGGUGCCACACGACCGUGCUGACCGCUUGCUUGACCUGUAUGCAUCUGGCGAGCGCCGUGCCUAUGGGCCACCCUUCCUGCGUGAUCGCGUGUCAGUAAACACCAACGCUUUUGUACGCGGUGACUUCUCCCUACGCAUAGAUGAGCUGGAGCGGGCUGAUGAGGGCAUCUAUUCCUGCCACCUGCACCAUCACUACUGUGGCCUCCACGAGCGCCGAGUCUUCCACCUACACGUCACAGAGCCUGCCUUUGAGCCACCAGCUCGUGCUUCUCCUGGAAAUGGGUCUGGUCACAACAGUGCUCCUAGCCCAGAUCCCACCCUGGCCCGAGGCCACAGCAUAAUCAACGUCAUUGUCCCAGAGGACCACACACAUUUCUUCCAGCAACUGGGCUAUGUGCUGGCCACGCUGCUGCUCUUUAUCUUGCUGCUCAUCACUGUAGUCCUGGCUACACGCCAUCGUCACAGCGGAGGAUGCAAGACAUCGGACAAAAAAGCUGGGAAGUCAAAGGGGAAGGAUGUGAACAUGGUGGAGUUUGCUGUAGCCACAAGGGAUCAGGCUCCAUAUAGGAUGGAGGACAUCCAGCUAGAUUACAAAAACAACAUCCUGAAGGAGAGGGCUGAGCUGGCCCACAGUCCCCUGCCUGCCAAGGAUGUGGAUCUGGAUAAAGAGUUCAGGAAGGAGUACUGCAAAUAAAUGGACCCUGAGCUUCUGGCUGGGCCAGCAGCUCUGUAUCAAAGGACAUCUCCCUGACCCUCCUGCGGUAUUCCUGGCUCUUCUCAGCGGCUGGUCCGACUUACCUAGAAACUUGGCCUAAACUUGGCAGAGCAGCUGCCUGCACUUUGCUCUUCCUAGAAUCACCACCCUCAUCUUGGUGAGCAACUGUGGGUUCCCUAGGGACUCUGGUAUAGUAUGAUGGCUGCCCUUCAAUCACCUGUGCCCACUGGUGGUUGUACCCCCAACUUAAACACAACAAAGAUCCCUUGUUAAUAGCCACCAAAUGCAAAGUCCCUCAUGGCCUCUUACUGCUAGGGUCAGGAAGACACUUAAGAAUUCCAGUUAAGACUCCCUAGCCACCAGUUAAACACAUUAGCCAUUGUCCUGGGGGUCUUCCUGAACUGCAUUGUGCCUGUGUACUGCUCAGAGCCCUGAUGUUAUACAUUCUGACUCAUGUGCUCUCCUUGCUGCUUUGGGCAACUUGAGACUGGCCCAGGGCCCUUUCUCUGCUUCUGAUUCCUUUCUGCCAAAUGCCUCCCAAGAGCUGCACCAGCAGUUACUGGGUACCAUAUGACUCUUGGCCUUGACAUCCCUGCCUAGGCUGGAGUCUGGGAUUGGGGCUCCAUUUGUCCUCUGUUUUAGCUGAAGAUGGAGUGAAGAUUUGGCUGAGUGGCCUGUGCUGUCACAUCAAACAGCUUCUACUUGGGAAGUUUUCAUGUGAUAAUAAAAGAUACAUCUGAUUUUUAGUCUUGGA
Molecule: messenger RNA, 2266 nt
Organism: Mus pahari (shrew mouse)
Lineage: Eukaryota; Metazoa; Chordata; Mammalia; Rodentia; Muridae
Gene: Mxra8
Product: matrix remodeling associated 8
Exons: 10
Coding region: 163-1491 (442 amino acids)
Biological process (GO): establishment of glial blood-brain barrier; cell adhesion
Cellular component (GO): membrane; cell surface
Source: RefSeq, a predicted model, not a curated record